GGGAACCGAGCGGCGCGGCACUAAGUGAGGUGGCCGCUCUAAGACGCGGCGACUCCCGGUAUCCCGCGAUGCCGAGACCGGACGCGGACGGCUCGCCUCUCUGAGCCGGUGUCGGCGCGGAAGGCACCGAGGGAGGCCAUGGCGGAGUCCUCCGAGCCCGGGCGGCGGGUGGCCGCGGGUGGCGAGAGCCUGGACGAAGAAGAGGACGAGGAGCGGGAGCCGCUGCUGCCGAGGAUCGCCUGGGCCCCGCCGCGGAAGGGAGCCCCGGGGACCGCCGUGAGGCUGGUGGGGGAUGCAGGGGAGGCGGGCGCGGCGUCCCCUGACCAGGCGGACGACAGGGAACUGCUGCUCCGGCCCGCAGACUCGCCCCGCUGCCCCUCCCGCGGCGGGGUGCUCCCGCGGAGCUCUCCCACCGACCUGGACUGCAGCCGCUCCGUGGGCUCAGAGUUGAACACAUUCUUGGAUGAUCCAGUGUUUGCUGAUGUUAUUUUGAAAGCAGAGCAAGCAAUUGAAUUUGGAGUUUUUCCAGAAAGAAUCUCUCAAGGUUCAAGUGGAAGUUAUUUUGUCAAGGAUCCUAAGAGGAAAAUUAUUGGUGUGUUUAAGCCCAAAUCAGAAGAGCCUUAUGGCCAACUGAAUCCAAAAUGGACCAAAUAUGUUCAUAAGAUCUGCUGCCCGUGCUGCUUUGGCAGAGGCUGCUUGGUGCCCAACCAGGGGUAUCUUUCCGAAGCUGCUGCCUCCCUUGUGGACGAAAAGCUUCAUCUGAGCAUUGUACCGAAAACAAGGGUGGUUUGGCUUGUCAGUGAGACAUUUAACUACAGUACCAUUGACCGUGCAAAAGCUAGAGGCAAAAAGUAUGCCUUAGAGAAAGUGCCCAAAGUAGGAAGAAAAUUUCAUCGGAUAGGACUCCCUCCUAAGAUUGGUUCCUUUCAGUUAUUUGUUGAAGGUUACAAGGAGGCUGAAUUUUGGCUUAGGAAAUUUGAAGCCGACCCUUUGCCUGAGAAUAUUAGAAAACAAUUUCAGUCACAGUUUGAAAGAUUAGUGAUUUUGGAUUACAUCAUCAGAAACACAGACAGGGGAAAUGAUAAUUGGUUAAUCAGAUAUGAAAAGCAGAAACGUGCAUCAGAAAGUAAGGAAGCAGAUUGGACUGAUGAUAAAGAAUCGCUUAUUCAAGUAGCUGCAAUUGAUAACGGUCUAGCAUUUCCUUUUAAACAUCCUGAUGAGUGGAGAACAUAUCCAUUUCACUGGGCUUGGCUUCCCCAAGCAAAAGUUCCCUUUUCUGAAGAAACAAGAAACUUGAUUCUACCAUAUAUUUCUGACAUGAACUUUGUGCAAGAUUUAUGUGAAGAUCUUUAUGAACUUUUUAAGAUUGACAGAAGAUUUAACAAAGCUACUUUUGAAAGUCAGAUGUCUGUGAUGAGGGGUCAGAUCUUAAAUCUUACCCAGGCUUUGAGGGACGGGAAGAGUCCGGUCCAGCUGGUACAGAUGCCUUGUGUGAUCGUGGAGCAGAGCCAAGGGCGGGCCCAGGGCCGGAUCGUCCAGCUCAGCAGCUCCUUCACGCAGACGUUCCACUGCAGGAAGCCCUUCUUUUCCUCCUGGUAGCAGGUGGCCGAGACGCCUGCGUUCUCGUGCGGCUGAAAUGGGAAGUGUGUUGAGAUUGUAUUGCAGUGAUGCAGAUCUGCUGUUAAGCGCUCGGGUUGCCAGAACCUCCAAUAAUAAUGUGUUUUAAAGGUUAUGUUUUGAAUGUUCUCAGAAGUUUACAGUUUUUUGUCCAAAUAUUAACUUUUUAUUUCAGGGAAGAACUGAGAUAUCUCCUAUAUAGUAUUUUUGUAGAAAAAUGUACUUUAUGUUGAUGAUGUUAGUUGCAAAGGUAAUUUCAUGGUUUACACUUUCUGAAAUGACUGUAAUUAUUUUAGAAUUUCAAAUAGGAAAAUAAGGUAUUUGUUGACCUUGAAUAAAAUAACUUUUUAUAUACUUUUUAAACAUUGAGAAGAAUGUUUAUGUUAAUUCUUCUUAGAAUAUCAAAGCCUUUGAAUAUGAAACUACCCUUAUGAGCUUAAUAGAUUAGUUAAUAGAAAAACAGGUAAGAACAAAGCAAUGCUGCCUUAAUUUAAAAAGCUGCUAUUUUAGAGCUUGAAUAUGUCCCUAAAGUGACAGUUGUGAGGGACCAGAAAAGUAUAUCUUAGUUAAGUAAUAGAUGACCUUUAUUUUUUUUUGUACUUCAGAAUAUUUUUGGUCAAUUAUUUUGUUAUAAUGAGGAAAAAAUCUAAAGAUGACCCUUUUUUUAAAAAUAAAAACACUCAACUGAGACUUGAGAAUUAUAUAAAAUUAAGGUAGAUCCUUAAUGUUUUUGAAAUUCCAGGAUAACAUUAAAAAUUCCCUUUCGUUCCUUGCAUGGAAUCAAUUACAUAAUCACUACUCCAGAUUACUAAUCUUGUUCAGUUCAGUACUUCAGUUAGUAUUAAACUUCACUGAAAAGUAAACCGUCCUCACAGUACGUAUUAGAUUGUAUUUGGGGUCCUAGGAUAUAAACUUUUAAAAAUAACAGUACUGUUUUCAGGUACUUGAAAUUCCCAGAGUUAUAAUUACAGUCAAAUUUAGAACAUCAGCCCUGAUUACAGUGAACCAUGACAGAGAUAACCAUCAAAUCAUGUAUGCUUGAAUUUGAACGUCAGUAUGUCUGACAUUCUGGGAAUAUGUAGCACUUUUAAUUCGCUGAGUGAUUUAAAACAUGAUGCACCCAGUGUGAAGAGGUGAUUCCAAAGAAGCAGAAGUUUCCUUCUCGUCUCCAGGCUCCAAACAAGUAACACCACCACUCGGAAUGAACAGGGCAGUUUAUGGUUUUGGCCUUUUGCUUUUGAAGCUUUCUGUCUUGUGAUUUUUUUUUCUUCAUUAAGUACUUUUGCAUCAAAAGUACUUCCCGAAGGUCAGGUUAGGGGGGAAGACAGGUCUGCAGUUCCCCCUCCCUUCCCUCCUUCCUCUCGACCUCCGACCUCCGUGGCUGGGACGCAUGAGAACGCAGCUGUCCUGGCAGGAGCGUCCCCCUGCCUCCCCGACCCUCCGUCGCCCCACUGCUGACAGGACGGAAGACUGCAAGUGUGGGGCUCAGGCUGCUGUCGUUAGGUGAAUGCUGGUCACUGGAACAUGCCUUUGAAGGCGUGUUCUAGAAGAACUAGACGGUUGUGGUGUGGGUAACGGCUUUCUAAAACAGCUCUUUUUUUUUCCAGUAUUUUGAGAAUUACUGUAUUAAUUUUUAUAAUGAAAAUCUUAGUAAGUUACUACUGUGUUAUAUCCUAAACAUUAAAAUAGUGUGGAAAUAUGUUUUAAUGGUCUGACCAGGCCAAAAAGCUAAGUUGAAAUAUUUAAGAUGUGAUUAUAAGUCAGAGUAUGUUGGUUAUAUUUUGUGCAUUUUCAUGAACUUAAUUCUUAUUUAAGUAUUGUGCUAAUUUUUUUCCGUGAAUGUAUUUAUAGUGUCAAAUGGUAGACGAAAAGGAGUAGAAAUUGUUGUCUGAAGGCUAGAUUUCUCCUGAAGUGUGUCUGUUGAAUAUUUAGGUUUGUAAACAUGUUUCUGUUUUAAAUGAUGCCAAACCAUUUUCUUACUUCCUAUCUCAGUAGUACAGUUUAGUUCUGUGUAAUUCCACAAGAUACAUUUAACUAGAACCUUUAUAACUGGAGACAUUUUAAUUUUAUUUAAUUAUAUGCUGCCUUGUUCUCCCCCAAAUUUGUCAGCAGUUGAAGACUGGAAACAUGAUGUUUUGUCAUUGAAAACAAUUUGAUUCACAAUUUUCGAUAAAUUUAAAAUACUUUACUA
Messenger RNA from Phyllostomus hastatus (greater spear-nosed bat), 3808 nucleotides. RefSeq names its product phosphatidylinositol 4-kinase type 2 beta (gene PI4K2B). Gene Ontology annotation, biological process: phosphatidylinositol phosphate biosynthetic process; endosome organization; Golgi organization. The transcript has 10 exons. The coding region runs from base 139 to 1599 and encodes 486 amino acids. Gene Ontology annotation, molecular function: 1-phosphatidylinositol 4-kinase activity. The record is from RefSeq and is a predicted model, not a curated record. NCBI's taxonomy places the organism in Eukaryota, Metazoa, Chordata, Mammalia, Chiroptera, Phyllostomidae. Gene Ontology annotation, cellular component: endosome; trans-Golgi network; lysosomal membrane.